UUGAUUUUUUUUUCCUACCAAGAGCAGUUGUUAGAGUAUUGCCCAAAUUAUUUAUGAGACUAUUGGACGGUAAGCAUUAUUCAGAUGAGGAAACAAAAGUUAAACUUAAUCAAAAGGAAGAAUUGUAUAAAGCAUUGAAAGAAGAAGGCGACGGUAAAGUGUGUCCUUUAUUAUCCAGAAGUAUCAUAUUUGAAGUAGCAUAUCAUAAUUCAGUGUUGACGAGUGCUGAAAGAAAACUGAUAGAAGAAGCUUUUCUAGAUGGUAUUCUUAAAUGUAUUUGUUGUGCAUCAACAUUGGCAGCUGGUGUAAACUUCCAGCCCAAAGAGUAAAAUUAAAAGAUUUAUAUUUUAGAACUUUAGACCA
Molecule: messenger RNA, 363 nt
Organism: Acyrthosiphon pisum (pea aphid)
Lineage: Eukaryota; Metazoa; Arthropoda; Insecta; Hemiptera; Aphididae
Product: helicase POLQ-like
Exons: 3
Coding region: 54-329 (91 amino acids)
Source: RefSeq, a predicted model, not a curated record